GUAGGGCACUAGGACCAUAGGGUUCCAACUUUCCUUUCCAUUUCUCCCAUCCCAGCUUCCUCCUCCUCCUCCUCCUCCUCCUCCUCCAGUGGCUUUAUUUUCUGGAAAACGUUCCAAUAUCUCUUGCAGCUUAAGCUCAAGUGCUCCAAGAUCUCUCGAAUCUUAAUCGAAAUCUUAAUCGAUCGUGCCAAUAGAGAAGACUGGGAGAAGUCUACUGCAACCCUGCAAAUCCACCUAACUGCCAAAGACGACGCCGUAGCCAGUUCCUGCUCAUCUUCCACCAUUUUAGGGCUUUGCGACUUCUGGUUAUCUUCUGCGCAGGUGAAAGAGAGUGGACAUGGAUGCUUUCAAGGCUUUCAAAGCCUGUGUUCCAGUUGCAUGGAGCCCUAAUCUAUAUAUUACCUUGGUGAGGGGCCUGCCAGGCACUAGGAGGCUUCAUAGGCGCACCCUGGCGGCAAUGCGGCUCCGCAAAUCCAACAGAACUGUUAUGCAAUCGAAUACACCUUCUCUUAGGGGAAUGCUUCAACAGGUUAAGAGAUUGGUCGCGAUAGAGACAGAAGAGAUGUUUAAGGCUCGCAAGCAAAAAGAAGCAGCACACCGAGCUCUACGGCCUCCAUUGGUUGUGAACCAUUGCGUACCUGAUUCCUCUUAGCAAUCAUGUGGGAUUCUUCACAGGGAUAUGCGGUUGUCUGGUGGAUGUGGUUUGCUAGAAGACACAAGCUGAAAGAGCUAUUCAAAUCAUCAGUUUUUGUUGGACAGUAUUGUAUUGGUUCUUCCUUGAUUACUGUUGUUUUCAUUUUGAGACAAGGAGAAUAGUCAUAAAUCCAGAAUUGGAAAUUAGAACAGAUCCAGACUGUAGCAAGAGUUGUCUUGCUUCCAAGAUAAAGAACAGCAUUCAUGGUUUUAUAAGAUAAACUUGAUGCCUUCACCGGCAUUGGUCCCA
Molecule: messenger RNA, 943 nt
Organism: Macadamia integrifolia
Lineage: Eukaryota; Viridiplantae; Streptophyta; Magnoliopsida; Proteales; Proteaceae
Product: 50S ribosomal protein L30
Exons: 4
Coding region: 338-652 (104 amino acids)
Biological process (GO): translation
Cellular component (GO): large ribosomal subunit; mitochondrion
Molecular function (GO): structural constituent of ribosome
Source: RefSeq, a predicted model, not a curated record